Triticum aestivum (bread wheat) is the source of this 5883-nucleotide messenger RNA. RefSeq names its product LEAF RUST 10 DISEASE-RESISTANCE proteinUS RECEPTOR-LIKE PROTEIN KINASE-like 1.2. The record is from RefSeq and is a predicted model, not a curated record. Gene Ontology annotation, molecular function: protein kinase activity; ATP binding; polysaccharide binding. Bases 3839 to 5782 code for a protein of 647 amino acids. Gene Ontology annotation, biological process: protein phosphorylation. The transcript has 4 exons. Lineage: Eukaryota; Viridiplantae; Streptophyta; Magnoliopsida; Poales; Poaceae.
ACCUUGGGUAUGGGCCAGUCACGCGCCAUAGCACGCCACAACUCUUUCGCCAGGGGGCACGUGCACAUAGCGUGGAAACCAUCCUCUCGUUCCACACCACAAAGGGGACACACAUCAGAGAGUUCGAGGUGUCGAGAGAAUUUAUUUGCCCAAGUAGCGAGCGAGUUGGAAACCAGCCUCCAUGUAAAGACUCGUACCUUUGGGGGAGCAGGGCACCCGCAUAUGAUCUUCCAGAUGGCGCGAUAACCAUCCGGUGCCAUGCUCGUUGCGGUCGCCAAUGGACGCUCGCGCUCGUCCAUGGCAAGGCGAUAUGCAGAGCGAACGGUGAAGAUGCCGUUCUUCUUCGGGGCCCAUGCGAUGACGUCGUCGGUGAUGCGGGGUGACGUGCGAAUGCUGGUGAUGGUCGCGACAUCCGCCGGGAGAAAAUACUGUCGCAGCACGUUCGUACGCCAGGCGUCGGACUCGUCCAGGAGCUCUGAGACCCGCCGAAGACGGCAAGUCCCGUGCCGCGUGAUCGGCUACCCCGUCGGUUUCGUUGGGAGCCAACGGUCACGCCAUAUGCGUAUAUUCCGGCCAUCGCCGACGCGCCAUAGAAUCCCCUUCUCGAGGAGCUCGAGGCCGUACUGAAUGGCCUGCCACGUGGGAGAGGCGUUCCCCGAGCAGACAGUGUCCUCAAGUCGACUGUCUGGAUAAUAUCUGGCUUUGAGGACCUGCACACAUAAACUGUUAGGGUUAGAAAGAAGUCGCCACGCCUGCCGUGCCAAUAAGGCUUGGUUAAAGAGACGGAAGUCUCUAAACCCCAAGCCGCCCUUCAUUUUAUGUGCAAGAAUAUUCAGCCAAGCCGUUCAAUGUGUUUUCCUUUUUCCCUCAGACGAACCCCACCAGAAGUUCCGCACCAUCCUGUUGAGGUCAUCGCACACUGAUAUUGGGAGUUUAAAAACCCCCAUAAUAUAUGUUGGGAUCGCCUGUGCAACAGCCUUGAUCAUAAUCUCCUUACCAGCCAGUGACAACGUAUCUCCCCAUGCAAUGAUCCGCUUGAGAAGCCUCGACUGCAAAUUCUGAAAUUUCCCCCGAGACAUGCGCCCCUCCGGGGUAGGCAGGCCCAAAUACUUUUCCUCAAAAGUGAUUAGGCUGACAUGCAGCAUCGCACGAACCUUCUCUUGAUUGUUCUCGGUAUAAGAUUUACCAAACAGUACGCUGCACUUGGCCGGAUUAAUACACUGCCCCGUUGCUUUCUCAUACGUGUUGAGUAGCUCAUGCACCUUCAUUGCUUGUUCCUCCUCUGCUUUGAAAAAUAAAAGCGUGUCGUCCGCAAACAACAAGUGGGAGACACCACUGCACACCUUUAGCGGGGUAAAGUCGCCCCUAUCUUCUCCAUCCUUCAACAACGCCAAGAGCCCGUUAGCCACAAAAAGGAACAAAAACGGGGAGAGAGGGUCACCUUGCCGAAGCCCACGCGUGUCUUCUAUCCUUUUUUUCGUGUCAAAUUUUGGCUGUUUACCUAAACAUGACACCUGGUUUUCACUAAGAAAAAAACUGCUGCUAUCUUCUCCAUCCUUCAACAACGCCGAGAGCCCGUCAUCCACAAAAACAGGGCCGGCCCUGUUAUUCCAGAGGCCCUUGUGCGAACCGAGGAAAUAGGCCCUUACACUAUAUAAUGGACAAAAGAAAAUACUUUCACACCUAAUAUGUACAGUGAAAAGUCAUUAUAAAGCAAUUGUAAAUUUUAUUAGCAAAUAUCAUCUUAAUACACCACGGUCCUUGGAUAUAUCAUAUGAUUACAGGAUUAGGAUACACGCUCCAACAACUCUGAAGUCUUAACAUUGUUCUCAAUUCUUGAUCCAGUUCGACAGAAACUACAACUCCAACUCUAGAAGUCCAACCACAAACCUGGGUCAGCAAAUAUUAGGAGCCGUUUGUCUUUCACCUGAAAUAUCACAGCUGGGAAAAUCUAUCUGACUGCAAUGUCGUACAACAAGUGAGCAGUCAAGCAGAAGCAGGUCAAACAUCAUUACAUCAAUUCCUCAAAAAGAAACAAAUAGCCAAGGGUAAAAAAUGAGAUCCAAAAAAAUUAGAAGGAACUACCUGGAUUGAACUCCACGUCUCCAGGGCCUGCCCUCGGACGACCGGACCCUGACCAGGGCUGCGGGCUGCUGCUCUCCGCGGCUCCGUGUUCGGCACUUGAUGUGUCGCCGCUGGCCGGCUCGUCUCCAUGGAUCCGUUCGCCGGGGCCAUUAGGUAUUUAUAAGGUGCAAAGAAAUCCAUUGGAUUGUGGUACAACGGAAAAUCAAUUGAUUAGAGCUUGGGAAGCUGGGGUCCUAGCCUCUUAGGAACCCGGGACAAUUAAUUGGAUUUGGGGAAGAUGAGAACAGGAGGGAGACGAUGAGAUGGCGGCGUGUUUUCGAGAGAGAGCGAAGGAAGGAAAGGAUUUAGACUACCCACAGUAGGAGUAACAUAGAUAGUAACAUUACACAUAUCUAGAUAAAAUAGUUGAUGUGGCAAGCAAUAAAUGAAGAAAGAGAGAAAGUAGUAACAUAGCUAGUUACUAGUAGUAUGAGUAACAUCACACAUAUCAAGGUAAGACGUGUCUAUAGCCUAAUAAAUGAAGUGUUGCAUGUUACCACACAUAUGUUACUCUCCACUAUAGAGGUAGUGACAUAGACUAGUAACAUCGGCAUGUUACUAGUCUAUGUUACUACCCAUUGUGGCUAGUCUUAGAGAUAGUUGACUUGCUCUUCGUGCGUGACUUGUUCCGUUCGUGCGUGUGCGUGACUUGCUCGCUAUUUUCUAUCUAUACACAAACAAAAAAAACAUAAUUGCAGAGGGUAUGGGCCCCUGCUCGGGCUGGGCCCUAGGCCGUCGCACUCGCCGCCAUGGCCCAAGGCCGGCCCUGCACAAAAAGGAACAAAAACGGGGAGAGAGGGUCACCUUGCCGAAGCCCACGCGUGUCUUCUAUCCUUUUUUCGUGUCAAAUUUUGGCUGUUUACCUAAACAUGACACCUGGUUUUCACUAAAAAAAAAACUGCUGCUAUCUUUUUACCUGUGCUAUCUUUGCAGUAUCCGUGUGUCUGCCCAUGUAAGUAGAGAGGUAGAUGUUUUAUCGCUUUCAGUUCAGAGCCCGGGUGCUUUGUGCUCUUGUCUGUAAACAAAGAGUACACGUGGGUACAGUCUUAUACUAGUAGCACUGGGUGCUCAUGAAUUGGUAGUCCUAGGAGUAGCGUAGGGCGGACGUACGACUGGAUCAGCCUAGUUUGAACUCUGAACCCUGAAGCCUAGCUUGGUACCAGUACCCACAGUGAUGGACAAUGUCUGAUCAUAGCAUAAAUUUUGGUGCCAUUUGGUGUCAAUAGGUAUAUUUUUACAUUUUAUUUAUAGUAAGACACACUAGUGUUGUCGUAGGUGCACAUACGUUUGCUUGCAUUGACCAGCACGCAUGGGGUUUACUAGUCCGUGCAUACAUGUCACCGGUUCACUCGUGAAAUUGAUCAUUUUGUAUCGGGUUCCUAGGAACCAAACAAUCUAGCCUCAGAUUCCUCAUCUGCCAGACCAUGCAAAAUUGAUCAUUUUGUAUCGGGUUGGCAAGCCAUCGGCAUCGUCGUGGCGGGCCAUGGCGGCAUGGCGGCCGCUCCACGCCGCCGCCGCAGCAUCCGCGAAAAGAAUUUCCAAACGAAAUAGAGCGUUGACUCUGACCGGUCAAGCCGCUCUGGCCACCCUCCUUCUUCCCCAAGUCGGACAUCCCACCCUCCGUUCUGUCCCGUUGCUCCUCCUUGUUAACUAGCCAUCUGGCCCGCUCCGGUCAGUCAGCCGCUCCGCUUUCCAUCCCCAACUACUCCAACCCAUGCCGCCGCUCCAGCUGCUUUCCCUCCUGCUCCUGCUCGCCGCUUCCUUUCUCCGGCUGCCGGAGCCGGCCGCCGCCGCCUGCUCGCCCAAGAAAUGCGGCGAGCUGAACGUGACCUACCCGUUCUGGCUGGAGGAGAAAGGCCAGACGCCGUGCGGGUCCCCGUCCUUCCAGCUCAACUGCAACGGAAGCCAGGCUCUCCUCAGCCGGUCCAUGUUCGGGGGCUACCAGGUUGUCCAAGUCUUCCCCGAGAACUCCUCCUUCAUCGCCGUCGACAACAACCUCCCGCUCGACGACGGCUGUCCGCCGUGGUGGUUCAACAUCUCUGUUGGUAUUGGGCUGGGUCCGUUCGUCAUCAGCAAGAAGAACAGGGAGCUGCUCGUACUCGACAACUGCACCAAGGAGGCGACACCGCCGGGAUUCAACCGGACGGGUUGCGCCAACGAGUCCUUCUACCGCCUUGGCGGGGAGUAUGGCAGCCACCGUGAACUGGCCGAUCUCCCGCCGGCCUGCUGUCUCUCUGUCGUGCCGGUUCUUGGUUUUCAGGAUGGUGACGGUUACAUCCCAAGCAUGAGCCAAGGGUUCCUGCUUGAGUGGACAGUGCCGUCGGACGAUUGCCCCAAGUGCGAGGCAAGCGGCGGACAGUGCAGGUAUGCCAACGACGGCACCGGGUUUUCCUGCCAUUGCUCCGGCGACGUGUACCCUGAGAAGUGCGGGGACAGUGGAAAGACAAGUAUAACGUUCAUAAUAGUUGGAGCGGUAGCCGGUUUUGCUGCGUUCUUGGCAUUUGUCUUGUUUGCCUUAUACCAACGAAAGAAGAGCAAACAAGCUGUAGCUUCAAAUGAGUUCAUGCGAAGUGGAUCUUCAAUGACGUCAUAUAGUAAAGACCUUGAGAUGGGUGGUUCACCUCAUAUCUUCACUUUCGAGGAACUCGAAGUGGCCACUGAUGGAUUUAGUGCUUCAAGGGAGCUUGGUGAUGGUGGCUUUGGAACUGUUUAUAAAGGCAAACUCAAGGAUGGGAGAGUAGUUGCGGUGAAACGCCUUUACAAGAACAACUACAGACGGGUUGAGCAGUUCCUGAACGAGGUAGACAUCCUGUCACGCCUGCUCCAUCAGAACCUUGUCAUCCUAUAUGGCUGCACGUCGCGAAUGAGCCGUGACCUUCUCCUGGUGUACGAGUUCGUCGCAAAUGGGACGGUCGCGGACCAUCUUCAUGGAUCCAGUGCGGCCGAACGAGGCCUCACAUGGCCUCUAAGGCUGAAUAUUGCUAUAGAAACGGCUGAAGCACUGGCCUACCUCCAUGCGGUGGAGAUCAUACAUCGUGAUGUGAAGACAACCAACAUAUUGCUGGACAACAGCUUUCAUGUCAAAGUUGCAGACUUCGGGUUGUCGCGCCUGUUCCCGCUCGAGGUCACCCAUGUCUCAACUGUUCCACAGGGCACACCGGGCUAUGUUGACCCCGUGUACCACCAGUGCUACAAGCUGACCGACAAGAGCGAUGUCUACAGCUUCGGUGUCGUGCUGGUGGAGCUGAUAUCCUCAAAGCCUGCUGUGGACAUGAGCAGAAGCCACAGUGAGAUCAACCUGGCUAACAUGGCUCUCAACAGGAUUCAGAACCAUGAAGUUGUUCAGUUGGUUGAUCCGGAGCUCGGCUACGACACCGACCCCGAAACAAAGAGAACGAUUGACCUAGUGGCCGAGGUGGCCUUCCAGUGCCUGCAGAUGGAGAGGGAUCUGAGGCCGUCGAUCAAGGAGGUGGUGGAGAUCCUGACUUGCGUCAGGGACGGAGACUGUCGGGCUAAGAGCAUGAAAAAGAAGGCGUCUCAGAAAGAGGAUGCGCACUUGCUCAUGGAUGACGUGCAGUUUUCGCCUGACACGGUCAUCCAUAGAUUCCAUAGCCGGUCAACUAACCACUCGGUAGCAUCGAAUGCUAGCGGGUUAUGAUGUGCUUUGUAUUGAUUCUGAAGAAAUAAGGCCGCCCUGUCGAUCGGAUGAGUUGUAUAUAGCAUAGAGUUUGCUAAUGAGGUGAUUCAUCUUACUAAGAA